Messenger RNA from Drosophila mojavensis, 791 nucleotides. It is a transcript of the gene RpL10, whose product is annotated as 60S ribosomal protein L10. Bases 76 to 732 code for a protein of 218 amino acids. Gene Ontology annotation, biological process: ribosomal large subunit assembly; translation. Gene Ontology annotation, cellular component: ribosome; cytosolic large ribosomal subunit. The transcript has 5 exons. Gene Ontology annotation, molecular function: structural constituent of ribosome. NCBI's taxonomy places the organism in Eukaryota, Metazoa, Arthropoda, Insecta, Diptera, Drosophilidae. The record is from RefSeq and is a predicted model, not a curated record.
AACAUAUUUGGUACCUACUUCCGCUUGCCUACCAAUUCCUCCUUUCGUUUUGAGCUGCGCUGUGAAAGAUUCAAUAUGGGUCGUCGGCCAGCUAGAUGUUACCGAUACUGUAAAAACAAGCCCUAUCCUAAGUCAAGAUUUUGUCGUGGUGUACCCGACCCGAAAAUUCGAAUUUUUGAUUUAGGUAGGAAAAAGGCAACUGUCGAGGACUUUCCUUUAUGUGUGCAUUUGGUGUCCGAUGAGUAUGAACAAUUGAGUAGCGAGGCUUUAGAAGCUGGACGCAUUUGCUGUAACAAGUACUUGGUGAAGUUCUGUGGAAAGGAUCAAUUCCAUAUCCGCAUGCGCCUGCAUCCGUUCCACGUCAUUCGCAUCAACAAAAUGUUGUCAUGUGCUGGAGCUGAUAGGCUGCAAACUGGUAUGAGAGGUGCAUUCGGCAAGCCGCAGGGAACUGUUGCUCGUGUAAGAAUUGGACAACCGAUUAUGUCUGUGCGCUCCAGUGACAGGUACAAAGCCCAAGUUGUAGAAGCAUUGCGACGCGCAAAGUUCAAGUUCCCCGGCCGCCAAAAGAUCUACGUAUCAAAGAAAUGGGGCUUCACCAAGUAUGAUCGGGAACGAUAUGAAGAGCUCCGUGAUGACAAUCGCUUCGAGCAGGACGGAUGCAAUGUUAAAUACCGACCUGAACAUGGUCCAAUUGCUGCAUGGGAAAAGGCUCAGCGUGAUCUUUAUGCCUAAACUAAACCCCAAUUGAUCAAUAAAUUUAUGGAUCAUUGUCCAUACAGCAUACAGACAAA